Molecule: messenger RNA, 1758 nt
Organism: Annulohypoxylon truncatum
Lineage: Eukaryota; Fungi; Ascomycota; Sordariomycetes; Xylariales; Hypoxylaceae
Product: FAD/NAD(P)-binding domain-containing protein
Exons: 6
Coding region: 112-1608 (498 amino acids)
Biological process (GO): secondary metabolite biosynthetic process
Molecular function (GO): monooxygenase activity; FAD binding
Source: RefSeq, a predicted model, not a curated record
AAAAGCUUAAAGCUUGGUUUAUCAAUGGUCAUACGUCUUCACACUAGAAUUAACAUCUAGGAUUUUGCAACUUGCCUGAGACUAUUGAAGACUGUAUUCACUGCCGACAAAAUGCCUUCAGAAAACACAUCAACUUCGAACGUCAAUGUGAUGAUGCCAAGCAAGAACAUUAUCAUCGAUGGAGUACUUCGCUAUCCAGUCACUGGUUCGAAAGCUCUAGUUGUUGGGGCUGGUGUAGGUGGUUUGAUGGCUGCCCUAGAAUGUUGGAGGAAAGGUAUCGAAGUCGAGGUCGUUGAGAAAGCAGAUGUGGUCCUGGGCCAAGGCGAUAUCUUCAGCAUUGGGCCUUCGGGUCUCACAACCCUUCACCAUUAUCCCAGUAUGCUAAAAGAGUAUGAGGAUAUUGCUUGGGAUAGUCGCGUUUCUUUUCAUGUUAGAGACGGCACGGAAACAUUCCAAGCUGAAUUCGAAUACAAUCAACAAGGAGUCGCUGAGCAUGGCGCCUAUCCACUUAGAAUUAAAACACUUCUGGGUCGUCAUUAUUGUGCCCAGAUGCUUCACAACCAAUGCAAGAGACUCGGCAUUCCUGUUACCUUCGGUGUCGCUAUUGAGAAGUACGAGGAAGAUGUGAAUAAGGGUAAUGCCACUGUGGUAUCUCAUGAUGGCCGUCAGUUCACAGCCGACGUCGUUAUAGCUGCGGAUGGCAUCGGUACCAAAUCUCAUGGAGUCACAUUAGGUUAUCCAGUGAGAGCGAUCAAAACCGGAUAUGAGGUCUAUCGCACAAUGUACUCAACACAACAUUUAAAAGAUGCGCCCUUCAUAGAAAAUGCUUUGCAAGACUUGGAAAGGCCUCACACAAUGAUUCUACUAGCUCAUAAGCUCCAUGUCUUCUUAACCAUGAGUAAAUUUCAUGUAUCGGUCGGUAUAACUACCGAAGACGAUGACAGGACGGUAGCAGAAUCUUGGUCAACUACGGUGCCAAACGAAGCUGCACUAUCAAAACUUCCUGGCCCGGAAACAUGGAGUCCUUUAGUACGAGAGAUGAUUCUUCAUGCACCCGAAAACAGCAUCGUACGAUGGUCAUUAUGCUUUCGAGAUCCCCAACCUCGGUGGACAUCGUCCGGUGGACACAUUGUCCAGCUCGGCGAUAGUGCUCACAGCUUCUUGCCAACUUCGGGAAAUGGUGCUAUUCAGGCCCUUGAAGAUGCCGCCUCACUUGGGGAAUGUCUCCGCCUAGCGGGCAAGGGAAAUGAGGGAGUCGCGACUAAAGUUCACGAACUACUGCGAUAUCAGCGUGUUUCACUUAUCCAGCGUACAGGCUUCGUCAACAUGCAGAAUGUCCAUCGUGAAGUCGACGCGGUAAAAUCCCAAAGCAACCCACCGAUGCUACAGGGCAAGUGGAUUUGGGGACACAAACCGGAGAAGUACGCAACUGAAAAUUUUGCCAAGGCGCGAGCCCACCUGGAAAGUGGAAGCCCUUUCGAGAAUACUAACCUGCCUCCCGGUCACAAGUGGAGCGACUGGACUAUGGAGGAUGAACUCGCUAAGCACAAGGCUGGUAUCGACACGGAGGCACUUACCAAAAGCAAUGGUGAUUGGGGCUUAAUCUAAGGGACCACGGUGCAUCGUAGUAUGAAAGGGUUGCUGGGUUAUAAAAAAAAGGGGGUGGGAUUCUUCUAGGUAGAUUGCUACUCAUGUGUAUUGAGAUAUGUAUUAUUUUUGCUAGUACAUUCAACAACCCAAAUAGAUGUUUCAUUAUUA